This is a messenger RNA of Anoplopoma fimbria (sablefish), 1438 nucleotides long. RefSeq lists its product as uncharacterized. The coding region runs from base 112 to 573 and encodes 153 amino acids. NCBI's taxonomy places the organism in Eukaryota, Metazoa, Chordata, Actinopteri, Perciformes, Anoplopomatidae. The record is from RefSeq and is a predicted model, not a curated record. The transcript has 2 exons.
GGGAGGUCAUGCUGGAGCUUGGAUGCGAGGGUGGCUGUUCUUCUGGUGACUCUAGCUGGAGCUUUAAUCCUGCUGCUGCUGUACAAACUCUUUCAGCUAAGACACAGGCUGAUGUUGGCCAGGGCGAGGCACGCGCUAGAGUACUACAGCUUCUACCACUCCGCCACCUACACCCUCAAACACAGUGCAUCGUGUCAGGACCUGCCAGCCAAGAAAGGGACGGUCCCUGAGGCCACACCACCCGUCCAAAACGUUACCCCGGUGACACACGCUGUCAUCGCCCCGCUUCCGCCCCCACCAGUGCCUGUUCCGCCCCCUCUGCCGCUCCCCCCACCUCCCGUCCUGCCUCCACCACUGCUCCGCACGCCACCUCCUCUCACCCCAACACUUCCCGUCCUGGCCUUCCCUCUCCCGCUGCCUGCAAUCCACUACACCCCACCCAGCCCUCACCUGUCGUGGGGCGCCUGCUCAGAAGCGGAUGUGUACUCUCGGAUCGGAGCUUUCAGGCCUUCCAGGCUCUCCAGCCUCUCCAACCAAUCAAAAGUCAUCCUUUUUGAGCACUCCUCUCUCUGACCUUUGAGGAAGAACUUGACUGGAGACGUCAACAUGCCAGUGGUUACCAAAACCGCUGCUGCUGAACUGAUUAUCAUCCAAAGAUGGUUGAUUGUUUGGUGAGAGUGCUUUAUGCUGUAUGUAUGCAGUAGACUAUACUCUUUUUAAGAAAUACUGGACUUUGUGCCAGACCUCUGCAAGAAAAUGGCAGUUAGGAGUAAAACAUCUGUAAAUAUGUUUCGGUCCGCUGGAGAAUGGAGUUGUCUCUUUAUUCAGACUGGUGGAAACACUGCGUGACAGUCCCACAGUGGAAGUGUCUCUCCCAAAGACCUUUUACAACUUCUAUUCUGAAACUUGUUCUGGCGGUAAAUAAGAAAGUUAAUGGUUUGCUAUAUUUGAAAUUGGGUCAGAGAUACCUCUAUCAUGUAAAUGUCCUUAAAUUUGAAAACAGUAGGCUUUCAGGAGAACUUUAGCUACAAUACAGUGCAUGCUAGGAAGUAUGCUAAUUAGCUAGCAAGGUUUUUACCAACUUCAUUUGAUUAAUUACAUCAGCUCAUUAUUCUAAAGAAAUAGUUUGACAUUCUGGAGGAUAUUUAGAUGAGAAGAGAUUAGAUGAGAAGGCUCCAAGCAGUUGCCAGGCAACCAAUAGAGAAUCCAGGAAGUUACCGGUCGUGGUUAAAAAAAUAGCUUGAUACAUAACUGCAUGUAAAUUGGCAAAUUAUUGUUUUAUACUUUUGUUUUGUUUUUUAUUACAAUUUGACAGAGAGGCAUCCUGUUUUUUGUACAAAGCUAAGCUAACUGUCUGCUGGCUGUAGCCCUGAAUUUAAAGGACAGAUAUGAGAGGGGUAUGUUGUCUUUUAUUUUUCACUAGCAGAAGAAUAGGUGU